Pteropus alecto (black flying fox) is the source of this 2806-nucleotide messenger RNA. It is a transcript of the gene TLR6, whose product is annotated as toll like receptor 6. Lineage: Eukaryota; Metazoa; Chordata; Mammalia; Chiroptera; Pteropodidae. The transcript has 2 exons. Gene Ontology annotation, cellular component: Toll-like receptor 2-Toll-like receptor 6 protein complex; membrane. The record is from RefSeq and is a predicted model, not a curated record. Gene Ontology annotation, biological process: toll-like receptor signaling pathway; inflammatory response; cellular response to diacyl bacterial lipopeptide. Gene Ontology annotation, molecular function: transmembrane signaling receptor activity; lipopeptide binding; Toll-like receptor 2 binding. The coding region runs from base 363 to 2753 and encodes 796 amino acids.
ACCCAGUUCCCGCAGGCUGACAGGGGCCCAGCUGCGCUUCCGACAGUCUUGGGAAACUGCUUUUCCAGCUCUGUACCCGCCGGGAGAGCUUAGGGGCCCCCACCCCAGCCGGGGCGGGUCUUGGGGUUCGCCGGAUCCUUUUCCUUUCUUUAAAAGCACACGGAAGAGCCUGCAGUUUUACCGGGAAGGUGUCGCUUAAGUUCAGCAACAGUGCGUAAAACAGCUUUCUCUGACCCUGUUUGUAGGAGCGUGAUCUAAUUUAAAACUAACCAAACAAAAGCACUUUCUAGAAGAAUUUGGAUGCAUAUCAAGAUUCUCUGAAGAUCAGCAACAACCCUUUGGGGGAUAGCUGCUUCAACAUCAUGACCAAGGACAAAGAAUCAAUUUUCAGAAGCUUUCAUUUUGUUUACAUUGUAACCUUAGUAGUUGGAACGACAAUCCACUUCUCUGAUGAAAGUGAAUAUGCAGUAGACAUGUCAGAUAGAGGCCUUACUCAUGUUCCAAAAGGCCUGCCACCAAAAACUAAAGUCUUAGAUAUGUCUCAAAAUUAUAUAUCUGAGCUUCACCUCUCUGACAUCAGCUUUCUCUCAGGGCUGAAAGUUUUGAGACUUUCUCAUAAUAGAAUCCAGUGCCUUGAUCUUAGUAUUUUCAAGUUCAACCAGGAUUUGGAAUAUUUGGAUUUAUCCCACAAUCAGUUGCAGAAGAUAUCCUGCCAUCCUAUCACCAAUCUCAAGCAUUUAGACCUCUCAUUCAAUGAUUUUGAUGCCCUGCCCAUCUGUAAGGAAUUUGGCAACUGGACACAACUGAAUUUCUUAGGAUUAAGUGCUACAAAGUUACAACAAUUAGAUUUGUUACCAAUUGCUCACUUGCAUCUAAGUUGCAUCCUUCUAGAUUUGGAAGGUUAUCAUGUGAAGGAAAAUGAGUCAGAAAGUCUUCAAAUUCUGAAUACAGAAACACUUCACCUCAUUUUUCACCCCAAUAAUUUCUUCUCUGUCCAAGCGAACAUAUCAGUUAAUAAUUUAGGGUGCUUACAAAUGACUAAUAUUAAAUUGAAUGAUGACAAGUGUCAAGUUUUCAUUAGAUUUUUAUUAGAACUCACUCGGGGUCCAACCUUACUGAAUUUUACCCUCAACCAUGUGGAAACAACUUGGAAAUGUCUGGUUAGGAUUCUUCAAUUUCUUUGGCCCAAACCUGUAGAGUAUCUCAAUAUUUACAAUUUAACAAUAGUUGAAAGCAUUAACAAAGAAGAUUUUACUUAUUCCGAAACAACAUUGAAAGCAUUGAAAAUAGAACAUGUUACAAACAGAGUUUUUAUUUUUUCACAGACAGUAUUAUACAAAGUGUUUUCUGAGAUGAACAUUAUGAUGUUAACCAUAUCAGAUACGCCUUUUAUUCACAUGCUCUGUCCUCAAGCAACAAGUACAUUUAAGUUUUUGAACUUUACCCAGAAUGUUCUCACAGAUAGUAUUUUUCAAAACUGCUCCACCUUAGUUAGAUUGAAGAUAUUUAUCUUACAGAAGAAUGAAUUAAAAGAUCUUUUCAAAGUGGGUCUCAUGACUAAGGAUAUGCCAUCUUUGGAAAUACUGGAUGUGAGCUGGAAUUCUUUAGAAUAUACUAGACAUAACAGAACUUGCACUUGGGUUGAGAGUAUAGUGAUGUUAAAUUUGUCUUCAAAUAUACUUACUGAAUCUGUUUUCAGAUGUUUACCUCCUAGGGUCAAGAUUCUUGAUCUCCAUUCUAACAAAAUAAGGAACAUCCCUAAAGAUAUCGCCGGUCUAGAAGAUUUGCAAGAACUCAACAUUGCUUCCAAUGAUUUAGCCCACCUUCCUGGGUGUGGUAGCUUUAGCAGCCUUUCUGUACUGAUCAUUGACAAUAAUGCAAUUUCCAACCCAUCCGCUCAUUUCUUCCAGAGCUGUCAGAAGGUUAAGUCCGUAAAAGCGGGGAACAAUCCAUUCCAUUGUACAUGUGAGCUAAGAGAAUUUAUCCAAAGGAUAGGCCAAGUAUCAAGUGAAGUGGUAGAGGGUUGGCCUGACUCUUACAAGUGUGACUAUCCAGAAAGCUAUAAGGGAAGCCUACUGAAGGACUUUCACGUGUCUCCGUUAUCCUGCAGCACAGCUCUGCUGAUUGUCACCAUUGGGGUCAUAGGGCUGGUGUUGGCUGUUACUCUGACUGUCCUCUGCAUCUACUUUGAUCUGCCCUGGUAUCUCAGGAUGGCGUUUCAGUGGACCCGGACCCGGCGCAGGGCUAGGAGCACACCUUCAGAUGAACUCCAAAAAACUCUCCAGUUCCACGCUUUUGUUUCAUAUAGUGAGCACGAUUCUUUCUGGGUAAAGAAUGAAUUACUACCAAACCUAGAAAAAGAAGGUAUACGGAUUUGUCUCCAUGAGAGAAACUUUGUUCCUGGCAAGAGCAUUGUGGAAAAUAUCAUAAACUGCAUUGAGAAAAGUUACAAGUCCAUCUUUGUUUUGUCUCCCAACUUUGUUCAGAGUGAGUGGUGCCAUUAUGAACUCUACUUUGCCCAUCACAAUCUCUUUCAUGAAGGAUCUAAUAACUUGAUCCUGAUCUUGCUAGAUCCCAUUCCGCAGAACAGUAUUCCUAGCAAGUAUCACAAGCUGAGGGCUCUCAUGACACAGAGGACUUAUUUAGAAUGGCCCAAGGAGAAGAGCAAACAUGGACUUUUUUGGGCUAACAUUAGAGCUGCUUUUAAUGUGAAAUUAACACUAAUCACUGAAAACAAUGAUGUGAAAACUUAAAAAAAGGCUAGGAAAUCCAACUUAAGAAAUCAAUAAAAUUAAAUUCUGAUGAA